Molecule: messenger RNA, 1672 nt
Organism: Hippopotamus amphibius kiboko
Lineage: Eukaryota; Metazoa; Chordata; Mammalia; Artiodactyla; Hippopotamidae
Gene: PLEKHO1
Product: pleckstrin homology domain containing O1
Exons: 6
Coding region: 329-1558 (409 amino acids)
Biological process (GO): regulation of myoblast fusion
Cellular component (GO): ruffle membrane; muscle cell projection membrane
Source: RefSeq, a predicted model, not a curated record
CACAGCGUGCCGGGCCGGGGGAGCGGCCGGGCCGGGCCGGGCCGGGAGUGCGGGCGGCGGGGGCGCGCUCGGGGGCCCGGGCCGCGUGGGCGCCGGGAUGGAGGGCGCCGAGGGGCGGGGAGCGGGCGUGCGUGUGUGUGCGAGCGCGAGGGAGGCCGGCCUUUAGUGUAACCGGAGCUACAAAGAGGGGGAGAGUCCGGGAGAGGGAGGGAGCGGCGGCGGCGGCGCCGGGGGCCUCUCCGCACCCUCCCCCUGGGCAGGAGCCCCCUCGAAGCGGCCUCGGCCCCCGACGCGGGGCCGCCCCUCGGCGCCCGCCCGCGCGCCCGGAAUGAUGAAGAAGAACAAUUCCACCAAGAGGGGGCCUCAGGAUGGAAAUCAUCAGUCUGCACCGCCCGAGAAGGUCGGCUGGGUCCGGAAAUUCUGCGGGAAAGGGAUUUUCAGGGAGAUUUGGAAAAACCGCUACGUGGUGCUGAAAGGGGACCAGCUCUACGUCUCUGAAAAGGAGGUAAAAGAUGAGAAAAACAUUCAAGAGGUGUUUGACCUGAGUGACUAUGAGAAGUGUGAAGAGCUCCGGAAAUCCAAGAGCAGAAGCAAGAAGAAUCAUAGCAAGUUCACUCUUGCCCACUCCAGACAGCCCGGGAACACGGCACCCAACCUGAUCUUCCUGGCAGUGAGUCCAGAAGAGAAGGAAUCAUGGAUCAACGCCCUCAACUCCGCCAUCACCCGAGCCAAGAACCGCAUCUUGGAUGAGGUCACCGUUGAGGAGGACAGCUAUCUCGCCCACCCCACGCGAGACAGGGCCAAAAUCCAGCACUCUCGCCGCCCCCCAACUCGGGGACACCUAAUGGCCGUGGCUUCAACCUCUACCUCGGAUGGCAUGCUGACCUUGGACCUGAUCCAGGAGGAAGACCCUUCCCCUGAGGAACCAACCUCCUGUGCUGAAAGCUUUCGAGUCGACCUGGACAAGUCUGUGGCCCAGCUGGCAGGCAGCCGGCGGAGAGCAGACUCAGACCGUAUCCAGCCCUCCUCGGACGGGGCAGGCGGCCUUCCCCGACCUUGGGAGAAGCCGGACAAAGGGGCCACCUACACCCCCCAGGCACCCAAGAAGUUGACCCCCACAGAAAAAGGCCGCUGUGCCUCCCUGGAGGAGAUCCUGUCUCAGCGGGACGCUGCCCCAGCCCGCGCGGUCCAGCUGCGGGCCGAGGACUCCCCGAGCCCCAUCCCACCCCAUCCCGGGCAGCUGUCCCGCAUCCAGGACCUGGUAGCAAGGAAACUGGAGAAGACUCAGGAGCUGCUGGCAGAGGUUCAGGGACUGGGAGAUGGGAAGCGAAAGGCCAAGGACCCCCCUCGGUCUCCUCCCGAUUCUGAGUCGGAGCAGCUGCUGCUGGAGACAGAGCGGCUGCUGGGAGAGGCGUCCUCGAAUUGGAGCCAGGCAAAGAGGGUGCUGCAGGAGGUCAGGGAGCUGAGGGACUUGUACAAACAGAUGGACCUGCAGACCCCCGACUCCCACUUCAGGCCGACCACCCAGCACAGUCAGUACCGGAAGAGCCUGAUGUGAAGGAAGGGGACAGAGUCUGGAAUGUGUGGGGGUGGACGUUCUUAUCUCCAGGUGUUGCAGGAUACAGCUUUUUUAUUUACCUCAGUCAAAAAAGAAAACAAAAACACAGUCGAA